CCCAACUCUUAUCUCUGAUCCGCACCUGCGGGGUAAUUACUAACGCUGGAAUGCGGGGCUUGACAUGUCAGAUGAGAUGCCUGAUGUCUGAUAUGCGCUGCAUGUUGCACACCUGCAAUCGACAUCCUGCUCGCCACAAUGGGCAAUAACACGGACAAGCGAAGAGUGGUAAAUGCGUGCGCGCGAUGCCGACAGCACAAGAUAAAAUGCUCUGGCGACAGUCCCUGCGGCAACUGCAGACAGCGCAAAGUCCGAUGCAAGUUCGAAGGCGAGGACACCAAGGUGCAUAUCACCAAGAAGCACUUCUCAGGACUGAAGCUGCGGAACCGGGAGCUUGAAGAAGAGAAUCGGGCGCUGCAGCAGCGACUGGAGGCUCAUUUGAACGCGGUGUCUCGUGUACCUGUUGGGGGCUCGCCUUGCCCGACGCCUCCGUUAAAUCACCCCAGUGUUCCCAGUGUUCCCAGUGCGGUAUCUUCGUUGAAGCCGCCGGGUGUGGCUCAGGAUGAAGCCGAUGAGGAUGAUGGAAGCAGCACUAUGGUUAAUCCGCUAUCUUGCGGGCCUCCAAAGUAUAUCACAGAUACAGCCGGUCGACCACACUACCUUGGACACACCUCGAGCUGGUCCCUCACAAUACGUCUCCUCCAUCUCACCCACCAAGCCUUAUACAAGUGUCCAUUCCCCAGUGCGGCGCACCACGUCGACACAAUGACAUACAGCCUGCAAUGGAACGGCCUUCGAAGCCCAGUGAUCCCCGACAUCCGCGGUCUCCCCUCGCUAGACCAUGCUCUGUUUCUUCUCAACGCCACCAAAUUCCGCACAGGCCAGAUCUUCCACCUAUUCGACGAGCCGCGCUUCUUGGCCCAGAUCCACCAGUUCUACAACGACCCAUGCAACCCCAGCCACACGGACAGUCUGUGGUUCAUACAUUUCCUCGUAAUCAUGGCGCUGGGGAAGGCAUUUAUUGGGGAAAAGAGUCGCGGGACAAGUCCGCCUGGGGCGGAGUACUUCACGCGCGCGUUCAUGAUGCUCCCUGAUUACAGCUUCAUGUGGAAGGAUCCCUGUACCGCAGCUGAGCUUCUUUGUGCAAUGGCGCUCUAUCUUCAGUCCAUUGACUGGAGGACUUCUGCGAAUAACCUAAUCGGACAAGCGCUGCGCAUAAUGCAAGUACACGGCUACCACACGAAUGUGUCCGGGGUUACAAACGGCAAAGACCUCAUCCGUUGUCAGAAUAUCUGGUGGACCGUGUAUGUGCUUGAGCGGCAGACCUCGGUUCUCCUGGGAGUGCCGCUUGCUGUCAACGAUAGCGACAUCACAGCCUCGCUUCCAAACGACACCGAGUCAGUGGCGAGAACCCUAACCAUUGCGAUUCAUGUCAAGCUGUCGCAGGCCUUUAGCCAGGUGGUGAAUUCACUCUAUAAAGGGAGUGAGAACCUGAAUUCGUCAUAUGUCAAGACGUCGCAGGAUGUUUUGCAACGAGUGGCAGACGUGGCAUCCGACCUUCGAGAGUACUUCCCAGUACCUGAGCCGGAAUCCCUGAAUGGCAUAUCACGGGUGUCUGGGUACUUGAAUCUCCUUUAUCACCGGUGCAUAAUGCUUGCCAUCCGACCCUUCCUGUUCGGCCUUGUCGAGACAUGCGUCGCCUUGGAUAACCCAGGAAUGACAGUCCCAAUGCCCAUCCAGCUUCUCCUCCAAGUCUGCCUCGAGUCCGCGAAGAAGACAGUGUAUAUACUGGAUUCGCUGCAUGAUCAGACCCUACUUGAAUGGUUCCUCCCCUUCGACUUAGAGAGCGCAGUCUCGGCCAGCCUCGUCAUCACGAUGGCUACAGUGGCCUGUCCAUAUUUAGUCGAAAGUCCCCAGACCUGGCUCAGCAGGAUUUCAACCCUGCUUGACCAGAUAAUAGAUAAAGGGAACCUGAUAGCCGCAGACCAAAGGCGAGAGCUUAAUGAGCUGCAGGACCUCUGUGCGAAACUGACAGCCGAGCCGCGCAUGCCUCGCCAGCACACCGGUUCACAAUCGUAUGCCUCUGUGCAGCCGAGGCAGGGGGUGAUACAGGCGCCGUUAAGCCCUGAUAAUACGGAGUAUGUGGCGGGGACUGUACCUGGCGGCGUAGAGGCUGCUGCUGCUGCAAGGGAUAUAUGUCCAGGACCAGGGCCAGGCCAGAUUGAUGCUUUAGACUGGGCGCGCGAUAUGACGCCGUCGCAGCUUCUGGGGGUUGUCGAUAUGCUUAAUGGAGACGAUCUGUUAAACUGGAUGGAUUUCCCGAAUAAUUACCUUGGGACGGGGGGUAUCGAUUGAUGUGAACAUUCGCCAUUGUAUGAUAUGUAUAAUAGAAUAUGCUGUCCAGUUACAGAC
Molecule: messenger RNA, 2352 nt
Organism: Aspergillus versicolor CBS 583.65
Lineage: Eukaryota; Fungi; Ascomycota; Eurotiomycetes; Eurotiales; Aspergillaceae
Product: Zn(II)2Cys6 transcription factor
Exons: 7
Coding region: 139-2295 (718 amino acids)
Biological process (GO): DNA-templated transcription; regulation of DNA-templated transcription
Molecular function (GO): DNA binding; zinc ion binding; DNA-binding transcription factor activity, RNA polymerase II-specific
Source: RefSeq, a predicted model, not a curated record